GUUGUAAUGUCGAAAAAUACGGGAGACACUAAAUUUCGCAAGGUGGAUGUGGAUCAGUACGGUGAAUCAAAUUUUCAAGAUGAACAAACUGAGGACACUUUCUCGCCCAAAUUCAGUGAAGCCGACGUUAAGUCAUGCAUUGAAAAAGGAAGGUAUGUGGAAGGUCUUACAUUAGUUUUGCAAAACGCCCCAAUAAACUCGAAAGAUCAGGCUUUGAAGGAUAUUGCAUUCCGACUAGUGAUGCGUUUGUUGCCCCAGAUUAAAGCGCAGGCAAUUGAUGAUUUUAUCGCCGGAUUGGAUUCCCCAAAGGUGGAUCUUUUAAUGAAAUACAUUUACCGUGGAUUUGAGCAGUCUCAGGACGGUAUUUAUGCAACUCUGUUGACAUGGCACGAAAAGGUCUACAAUCGCGGAAAGUCUGGCUGCAUCAUUCGGGUGCUGACGGACCGAAGGCGCAUUUGAGCACUGUAGAUUUCCUUCUGUGCUUUCAACAAUCAUCAUCUUUUCUAAUAACUUUCUUCUCCUUGAAUGAUACUUGUGAUGUUCUUGUCCAUUUACCUUCACAGUAUGCAAACCCAUCAUGUGUGAUCCAGCAGUGUCAUCUUUUUCUCUCGCGGAUUGCACCAUAACCACGAUGUGUUGGGUCAACGCAAAUCUAUUUUCUCACAGAAAUGCUAUCUUGUUUGUUCGCAUGAGUCAGUUUGGCAAAAUUUCCAGCCGGACUGCUGUGUUUCCCUUGAAAUUUGUACUCAACUUUAAAUAUCUGCUUCGCCGCUUUGAUAAUGCUUGUUUCGAUCUUCUAUCCACGGACACUGACUGGACCCCGGCGCUAGCGUUGCAUUUCUUCUAUACCGGUUUUACAUCACUCCUACAAGCCCCAGUGACUCCAUUUGUAUCUGACUCCUUGAUAAAGUUAUCUUUUAUGGCUCUACCAUUAAGGUCGAGAUAGUGAGUCUGUUACAGAGGAAUGCGCGUCUCCACAAGACUGCGUAACACGAAACCAUAGACACGCGUCGAUGUGAGCGCGCAUGUCCGUACUGCCUCCGCGUCAUGAGAAUUCAUUCAUUCCGAUACUCCCUCCGCUUUUUGCUUGUCCCCAGCACUUUCCCUGUGACAUACUCGCAUUAUGCAUAUUUAUUUGUUCACGCCUUGCUUAACCUACACCGAUUGUUCUAUAUGAAAGCUCACAUGCCUU
Dicrocoelium dendriticum is the source of this 1192-nucleotide messenger RNA. NCBI's taxonomy places the organism in Eukaryota, Metazoa, Platyhelminthes, Trematoda, Plagiorchiida, Dicrocoeliidae. The record is from the annotation of a GenBank genome assembly.